Messenger RNA from Diabrotica virgifera virgifera (western corn rootworm), 813 nucleotides. Its product is annotated as barH-like 2 homeobox protein. Lineage: Eukaryota; Metazoa; Arthropoda; Insecta; Coleoptera; Chrysomelidae. Gene Ontology annotation, cellular component: nucleus. The coding region runs from base 1 to 654 and encodes 217 amino acids. Gene Ontology annotation, biological process: animal organ development; regulation of transcription by RNA polymerase II. Gene Ontology annotation, molecular function: DNA-binding transcription factor activity, RNA polymerase II-specific; RNA polymerase II cis-regulatory region sequence-specific DNA binding. The transcript has 3 exons. The record is from RefSeq and is a predicted model, not a curated record.
AUGCAGGAACAUAAAUCGUUUUUGAUUAAAGACUUGUUAGGGGAUGUUAUCAACAACAGCAAUUCCAAUGAAACUUAUCCCGAUUACUCCGACCAAGAAUCCAUCCCUCUGUCCCACGACGCCGACACGGACAUCGACAUCGAAUCGCCGCCUUCAUCAACGGCAGCAAUUGUUGCGUCGUCUCCCAGUAAAGGAGUCUUCUUUGUGGGCGGCGGCGAAGGACAACAAACGGGGUCUUCGGAAAACUCUAAAGGAAGAAAACCUCGCAGGCGAAGAACCGCGUUCACACAUGCUCAGUUGGCUUACCUGGAACGAAAAUUUCGGUGUCAAAAGUACCUUUCCGUUGCUGAUAGGAGUGAUGUUGCUGAUGCACUCAAUCUCAGCGAAACGCAAGUCAAAACUUGGUACCAAAAUAGACGAACCAAGUGGAAACGGCAAAACCAGCUUCGACUGGAGCAACUUCGCCAUCAAGCUUCAGUGGAAAAAGAGCUUCUAAAUAGCGCCGCAAUCCAUAAAGGAAAUGGAGAGUCACCACCUUGCUGUCCACCAACAGGUAUCCCAAGGUAUACUACUCAAUCACCCUGUAGUUUUUUAAGCUCAGCUGCUGCAGCUAUUUUCCAUAACGUUACCUAUGUUCAUGGAUGCCAACUGUAGAUACAGAUACAAGUUACUUGUUUAAGUUUUAUUUAUUUAUUUUGUUUUGUUUAAAAGCAGGUAAAAUAGUACACCUUUAUAAAAUAUUCACUAAACUAAAAAAAGAAAUAUUGUUCUGAAGCUAUUUCUUUGUGGCAUUUAUGUAAUUUAUUAUUCUAA